Molecule: messenger RNA, 306 nt
Organism: Paramuricea clavata
Lineage: Eukaryota; Metazoa; Cnidaria; Anthozoa; Malacalcyonacea; Plexauridae
Source: the annotation of a GenBank genome assembly
AUGAAAGAAGCAAGCUUCAACUUACGAAAGUGGAACUCGAACUCUACCGAAUACAUCGACAACGAAGACAAUUGCCUGCAAAGCACCUCGACAUCGAAAAAAAUGAACGACGGAAAUAUAACAGAAGCAGAUGAAUCGUACACGAAAACGACAGUUGGCAACAAUUCACAAUCGACAGCAAAAUCAGUAAAGGUUCUUGGAACCUCCUGGAACACUAAGACGGACGAAUUUCAGUUUGAACUUAAUGAAUUGAUUGCACUCGCGAAAUCCCUUCCUUUGACCCAUACAGCAUCUAAUUCAUUGUAA